Molecule: messenger RNA, 1871 nt
Organism: Callithrix jacchus (white-tufted-ear marmoset)
Lineage: Eukaryota; Metazoa; Chordata; Mammalia; Primates; Cebidae
Product: annexin-2 receptor
Molecular function (GO): signaling receptor activity
Source: RefSeq, a predicted model, not a curated record
AAACACAUUAAAAUGCCACAACACAUUUUGCUGUCACAACACGUUUAAACAGAGUCCGUUCAUUUCUCCAAACAGGAUGUUUAGGCGUGGAAGCACCGCUCCUUUCUAAGAGCACGCUGUUUCUCUCUAGCAGCACCAUUUGUGGCGUCAAACCGAUCGAUAUUUGUUUGGCAGUACACCCGCUAUCCACUAGGUGCCUGCGCUUGCUAAGUUCAACGCGCAUUUCUGCUUAUCGAGAUCCUUAGUAGCUCAGAGCCCUAGCGAACGGUUUCUUGAAAUGCUCGUUUCUACUUAGCGAGAUCCUGAGUAGCUCAGAGCCCUAGCGAACGGUUUGUCGAAAUGCUCGUUUCUACUUAGCGAGAUCCUGAGUGGCUCAGAGCCCUAGCGGACGGUUUCUCGAAAUGCUCGUUUCUACUUAGCGAGAUCCUUAGUGGCUCAGAGCCCUAGCGGACGGUUUCUCGAAAUGCUCGUUUCUACUUAACGAGAUCCUGAGUGGCUCAGAGCCCUAGCGGACGGUUUCUCGAAAUGCUCGUUUCUACUUAGCGAGAUCCUUAGUGGCUCAGAGCCCUAGCGGACGGUUUCUCGAAAUGCUCGUUUCUACUUAGCGAGAUCCUUAGUGGCUCAGAGCCCUAGCGGACGGUUUCUCGAAUGCUCGUUUCUACUUAGCGAGAUCCUGAGUGGCUCAGAGCCCUAGCGAACGGUUUCUCGAAAUGCUCGUUUCUACUUAGCGAGAUCCUGAGUGGCUCAGAGCCCUAGCGGACGGUUUCUCGAAAUGCUCAUUUCUACCUAGCGAGAUCCUUAGUAGCUCAGAGCCCUAGCGGACGGUUUCUCGAAAUGCUCGUUUUCGAGAAAAAGAUGGUUCUUGGCCCUUGAAGCGGUCUUUAAUACCUGCGUUCUGGAGCGCUAGUUCGCUGCAAGGUUUGCUUAGUGUCCGUUUCAUUUCGGUUUCUUUUCUUGCUAUGUUUUUCUGUCAGAAUUACGGUUCGUUUUGGUUCUAUGUACUCUCUAAAAUGUUACCGUUUUUCAAUUGUCUACUAAUUUUCGCUCAUUUGUUACUAUUGAGUUUCUUAAUAUCUGGCUGGCCUCCGCCCAUGGGCUCCGGAGAGCAUAAAUACCCAGGCUGAUGGAGUGCAGAAGGCUCUCGCUACUUGAUCAGCGGAAACCUCUGUUUCCUCUUGGUCUGAGGCUUAAGAGAUGGAACAACAUUUUCUUGGCCGUGUGAAGCGUGCCUGGGAUUCCGCGGAGGUGGCGCCAGAGCCCCAGCCUCCGCCUAUUGUGAGUUCAGAAGAUUGUGGGCCGUGGCCUCUUCCUUUGUAUCCAGUACUGGGAGAGUACUCACUGGACGGCAGUGAUUUGGGACUGCUUUCCAGUCCUUGCUGGCGGCUACACUGGAUCUACCCGCGAAACGGACUUUUUUCCGGAGUCCAGAGUGUCUUGGAACCAAGAAGAGCCCAGCCCGGUGAGUUCGGUUGGCCCGGCACACAGAGGCAGCGAGAGGCACUUGUAGAAGAGGUGGACCAGGCAGAGGAACCCGAUAGACUCACACUCCAGUCGCUUCCCUUGAGCAGUCCUCCCCAGCCCUGGGACAGAUUGGAGGACACCGAGGCCUGUGACAGCGGGCGCCUUUUGGAAUGCCACCGUCCUUCAGCCUUCCAUUGGUGGCGCCACCUCCCGGGUUUCUCAGACUGCCUGGAGUGGAUUUGUCGCGUUGGUUGUGCCGCGUUCUCUGUAUCCUGGGCGUGUUGCCCACGGAUCUGUGGAGCUAAGCAGCCUUAGAUAGCAGCAGAAGACUUUUUGGAUUCUCCUCCUUAAAAAAGAUUCUCAAUUACCAAACGUCUCCACACAGAAAAUAAAAAUACAUUAAGAUGUGC